This is a messenger RNA of Ogataea philodendri, 1602 nucleotides long. RefSeq lists its product as uncharacterized. Gene Ontology annotation, molecular function: transmembrane transporter activity. Gene Ontology annotation, cellular component: fungal-type vacuole. Gene Ontology annotation, biological process: transmembrane transport. The record is from RefSeq and is a predicted model, not a curated record. The transcript has a single exon. Lineage: Eukaryota; Fungi; Ascomycota; Pichiomycetes; Pichiales; Pichiaceae. Bases 1 to 1602 code for a protein of 533 amino acids.
AUGUCAGAAGAACGAGUCGAAGCUGAAUGGAUUCCGGGAACGGUCCAUCUCGUUGAUGUUCAUCACGACCUGGACGUCCAGCACAAUGGAAGUUCUGAUGUUGUUUUGAUCCCUCAGCCGUCCGAGGACCCUAACGAUCCACUGAGAUGGUCCAAGAUGAAGAAAGAGUUACAGUUUGCAAUCUUGAUGAUGUGGUCGUUCUUGACCGCAGUGGCAACAAACUGGACUGGUCCAGCUUGGGACGCCUGGGUGGAGUACUUCAACACUACAUACACAAUUCUGAACGACACCUCAGCCGUGGGAUGGUGUUUCCUCGGGAUUGGUUGUGUGCUAUUGCAACCACUUGCUAUGAAAUUCGGAAGAAGGGUGGUCUAUCUCUUCGCUACCUUGUGCCAACUUUUUGGUAACGUGGUUGGCGGACUAGCCACUAACACAGGCUUUCUUUAUGGUUGCAAUAUCAUGACUUGCUUCGCGGGAGCGCCGUGCGAUUCGCUUGUCCAGAUCUCAGUCACCGAUGUUUUCUUCCAGCACGAAAGAGCCAACCGUAUUUCGCUUCUCACUUUCAGUUUGUACUCUGGGUCAUUCCUAGGCCCUAUUGCUGCUGGAUACAUCAUCGAGUCCCAAGACUGGCAAUGGUGCUAUUGGUAUUUGGUGAUAUUUUUUGGUGUCCUAUUCUUCGCUCAGGUGUUUUUUAUGGAAGACAGUACUUUUGUGAGACAUGAUCUGAAGAAACAAGAGGAAGCUGUGAUUGAACAGGUCCUCAGUCGCGAGUCAGAGGUUAAACCCCAGCCAGAAGUCAAGGUUGACGAAGAGGACAUGGCUUCCGUUCCAGCAAAAAGAACAUAUCGCCAAAAGUUGGGUAUUGUGGAAACUGAGUACAACGAUAAACGCCCAUACUGGGUUAUCAUGAUCCGUCCUCUUAUGAUUGGUGGACUGCCUGCUGUUUUCUGGGGUGGGUUUGUUUAUGGUGUCCAAGUUAUGUGGCUUUCGUUGCUAUCGACCACCGAGGCCGAGUUCUUUGUUGUUCCGCCAUACAAUUUUGGUACUGCUGCACUUGGAGAUACAAACUUCAGUGCACUUAUUGGAUGUUUCUUUGGAGCAUUCUGGGGAGGCAUACUUUCCGACAAAUUUGUUCUCUGGAUGGCUAGAAAACGUGAUGGUGUUCUUGAGCCAGAAUACCGGUUAUGGUUCCUGUUGCUUCCUGCAGUCAUUAAUUCGACUGGUUUACUGAUGUACGGAUUGGGAUUAAACAAUGGAAUCCACUGGAUUCUUCCUGGAGGAUUUGGUAUGGCGUUCAUUGGCUUUGGAAUUGGUUCAGGCGGUGCUCUCAUCCUCACAUAUGCUUUAGAUUGUUACCCCGAGCUACAGAGUGAAGCCAUGGUGUUCAUGCUGUUCAUCAGAAACAUGAUUGGAAUGAGCUUUACAUUUGCUAUUCAGCCGUGGUUGGAUGCAUGCGGAAUUGUUACCACUACUUGGCUGAUGUUCAUGUUAUCGAUGGUUUUCAACUUCAGCUGCCUGCUGUUUAUCAUUUGGGGAAAGAAAUUCAGAAUCUGGACGAAAAACUACUAUGUCAAGUAUUCUGACCCCCAUGUUAUUUUCUAA